UAGGUGCUACAGGCGAUGGGUUACCCCACAGGCUUCGACACAGACCUGGACUCCAUGAGUGCAGACGAGAAGUCGGACGGGGAGGGCAAGAACGAAACGUCCACACACUCAAGCAAUAACACACCACACUCCUUAGACAGCUCCAACACGUUGGAGGUGCGAACUCAGGGUCCUAUUUUGACGGCCAGCGGGAAGAACCCGGUUAUGGAGCUGAAUGAGAAACGCCGUGGGCUGAAGUACGAGCUCAUCUCGGAGAGCGGAGGAAGUCACGACAAACGCUUCAUCAUGGAG
Molecule: messenger RNA, 291 nt
Organism: Sinocyclocheilus grahami
Lineage: Eukaryota; Metazoa; Chordata; Actinopteri; Cypriniformes; Cyprinidae
Product: spermatid perinuclear RNA-binding protein-like
Exons: 2
Source: RefSeq, a predicted model, not a curated record